AUGGUUCAGCAAGAUAUUGUAGAGACUACAAUCAUAAAACAGCAAGAAAGCGAUUCCUGGCAAGAACGGUUUCUGUAUUUAAAGCAUAGUGAGUUCCAUGGAUCCACAGGUGUUGCUGGUAUACUGACAGUGCCAACUUCAUUAAAAUACCAAACGUUGAGUGAAAAGGUUGCGCAUGAAGCGGAGUACGGGUUUCCAAGCCACAAGUUGGUGCUGCUGUGCCACGGCCAUUCUGCGCAUAAAAACACAGUGUACAUGCCUUUGCUCGCCAAAAAACUAGCAGAUAUGGGAUACUAUGUGUUGCGGAUGGAUUUUCGCAGCAUGGGGGACUCGGAGCCCAACAGGGACGCCAAAGUCGGUCGCACUAUCGCCCAGGACUGCGAAGAUAUCGAGACAGUAUAUCAAUGGGGUGCUACCGAGCAGUGCAAGCAGCUAAUUGGCCACAAUUUGGUACUUGACACUAUCGUGGCUCAUUCUCGAGGCGUGAUGUCGAUGUUCCAGUUCGCUCUUGGACGCUUUGUGCCCAAUUUGGUCAACGCUUGUGGUAGAUACGUGUCGCAUGGCUUGUUCGAAAAGUCGUUGCGCAGAAAUCCUAACUGGGACCGUGAUGGCGGUUUCAACUGUCAGAUCUUACGUUACGGUAAGAUGCAAGAGGUUUGGAUUCCCAAAUCUGAAACUAUGAGCGCAGCCACGGUAGAUACGCUAAAAUUCGCUGAAAUUAACCCCAGAUCGUCCGUAAUGUCGAUUUACGGGUCAAAUGACGCCGUCAUUCCUCUCAGCGCCCUGGCUCAGUAUUCAAACUUGUUCGAAGGUAGACAUACCGCGGAUCUAGUUAUGUACGCAGACCAUAAUUUCUACGGACUCGAAGGCGACGCCAAUGCUGGCGGUUUGCCUCUUCGCAAAGGCAAGGUAAACUACAAUGUUACCGUUGUCGAUCGUAUUGCAUCUUUUCUGGAGCCGGAGCAACAGCUGCAAAGGUUCUUCAAGUUCACCAAAACUAUCCAAUCCUCUUGGAACCCGGCACAAACCUUUGCACGUUGGAGCCUACCUUAUGAAAUUUCGCAGGUGUCCAACUUCCGGGACAUUGGUGGGUACAGCACCGUCGACGGCCGUCGUGUGAAACCCAAUGUUCUAUUUAGAUGUGCCAAUCCCGGAGAUAUAACAGAGGAAGGUCUUCAUUAUUUGACUGAAGUCUUGAGGGUCUCUCGAGUGUUUGAUCUAAGAUCGCCCAAGGAAGUCCAGGAGAACAAAUUGAUCACAGGGGUGCCAGUUUACAACCUGCCUUUUAACCAUCAGCAAAGCGCAGCCCCUCAGGAUCUAAAGGGUGUGUACCGUGGUAUGUUUUUGUCACCAUAUUUAUUUUCUCAGGCAUAUCAAGUUAUGCUUAAGAAUAGCAUAGCACCCAUAGCGCAGUUUUGUCGUUACAUCAUUGAAGGGCGCUGUAACGAAGCCGAAUCAGCUGUCUUUCAUUGUACGGCUGGUAAGGACCGGACAGGAAUACUUGCGAUGCUUAUUUAUGGGUUAUUGGGGGUGGACGAUGACACAAUUGCGCGCGACUACGAGUUAACGACAAUUGGCCUCAAAACCGAAAGGAAGUUACUCAAGGCUUUGGAAGAUCGUGGUGAUGCUUAUUUCGAACUGUUAGAUUCGGAUAAACUUGCAGAAGAGUAUCACGCCACUCCAGAUUCUAUGUGCCGGAGUUUGGUUUCUUCCAAAUACGAAGCGAUGCGGUUAUUUUUGGAUUCGUUCCGUACCGUUUACGGGUCGUUUGAUCGUUUUUUCUUGAACAUCGUGAAGUUAUCUGGUGAAGACAUUCGGAUGUUCAAAAAUGCAUUGUUGGAGUAG
This is a messenger RNA of Lachancea dasiensis, 1845 nucleotides long. NCBI's taxonomy places the organism in Eukaryota, Fungi, Ascomycota, Saccharomycetes, Saccharomycetales, Saccharomycetaceae. The record is from the annotation of a GenBank genome assembly.